CAACUAGACUGCAAUAAAAAAAAAUACAUUAAGAAAAGGUAAUUUCAUUCUCCAAAGGGACAAAAAUCAUAUGGGUGUUCAUUUAAGUCCAAAUAGGAGGUUUAUAAAAUGAAAACCACUGUGGAGCAGUAAACGAAGAUACUAACGAAUAGUUAAUAGCCUCUUCCUGGUUGGAAAGACUCAAGACAGCCGAGAUGACACUGGGCCCAGCGGGGCCAGAGCGCCACGUGAGGGCAGAUGAUCAGACUGCCUCGGAAGCUCCUGGAAGCGGUGGCAGGUUCCCGCAUCCCGCGACCUGGAGGGCGGGGGGUGGGGUGAAGCCGGCUGGCACCACCUGGUACAGGCUUUGGGAAGCCCGCCCCUCAGGAGAUCAGACCUGCCUGUCCGGGGCGGGGCCUCGGGAGCUCGCGGCCUGCGGAGCUGGAUGUGGGAGCCCCCAAGUCCUGGAGUCCAGAGGCCAAGGAGACAUGGCUGCCCCCCGCGAAGCUGAGAUCCGGAAGGACGUGCAGACCUACUAUGGGCAGGUGCUGAAGAAAUCAGCAGACCUCCAGACCAGUGCCUGUGUCACUGCAGCCAGGCUGGUCCCCAGGCAUAUCCGGGAAACCUUGAGGAAUGUACAUGAAGAAGUAUCCUCGAGGUAUUAUGGCUGUGGUCUGGUCAUCCCUGAGUGUCUGGAGAACUGCUGGAUUUUGGACCUGGGCAGUGGAAGUGGGAGAGAUUGCUACGUCCUGAGUCAGCUGGUUGGUGAGACAGGACAUGUCACUGGGAUAGACAUGACGGAAAGUCAGGUAGAAGUGGCUAAGAAGUAUAUUGAAUAUCACAUGGAAAAAUACGGCUUCCAGACACCCAAUGUGACUUUUCUUCAUGGCUACUUAGAGAAUUUGGAGGAGACUGGAAUCAAGAAUGAGAGUUAUGAUAUUGUUAUAUCAAAUUGUGUCAUUAACCUUGUGCCUAAUAAGCAACCUGUGCUACAGGAGGCAUACCGAGUGCUAAAGCAUGGUGGGGAGCUGUAUUUCAGUGACGUCUAUGCUAACCUUGAAUUGCCAGAAGAAAUCAGGACACACAGAAUUUUAUGGGGUGAGUGCCUGGGUGGUGCUUUGUACUGGAAGGACCUUGCCGUCCUUGCCCAAAAAAUUGGUUUUUGCACCCCGCGUUUGGUCACUGCCAAUCUCAUUACAGUUCAAAACAAGGAAUUAGAAAGAGUGAUCGGUGACUGUCGUUUUGUUUCUGCAACAUUUCGCCUCUUCAAACUCCCUAAGACGGGACCAGCUGAGAGAUGCCAAGUGAUUUACAAUGGAGGAAUCACAGGCCACGAAAAAGAACUGAUAUUUGAUGCAAAUUUCACAUUUAAGGAAGGUGAAAUUGUUGAAGUGGAUGAAGAAACGGCAGCUAUCUUGAAGAAUUCACGAUUUGCCCAGAAUUUUCUGAUCAGACCAAUUGGAGAGAAGCUGCCAGCAUGUAGUGCCUCUUCUGCUUUAGGAUCAAAGGGUAUAAUCACAGAUCCAUUCAAGCUUGCAGGAGAGUCUGAUGAUGUAAAGCCCAGAUGUUCCUCUGACGUUGCUGGAGGCUGCUGUCCCUAAUUUACAGGUGACCGGAAGAAAGGAGCAGAAAGUGAAGGACUUACAUGUGUCUUUUAAUCUACCCUUCUCCACAGCACAGACCAUAUGAAAGAAUAAAUGGCACAAAAGCCACUAUAUUCUAGGUCAUUGAUAAAA
This is a messenger RNA of Lontra canadensis (Northern American river otter), 1715 nucleotides long. RefSeq names its product arsenite methyltransferase (gene AS3MT). The coding region runs from base 195 to 1580 and encodes 461 amino acids. The record is from RefSeq and is a predicted model, not a curated record. Gene Ontology annotation, cellular component: cytosol. Gene Ontology annotation, molecular function: arsenite methyltransferase activity. NCBI's taxonomy places the organism in Eukaryota, Metazoa, Chordata, Mammalia, Carnivora, Mustelidae. Gene Ontology annotation, biological process: arsonoacetate metabolic process; toxin metabolic process. The transcript is spliced from 11 exons.